AUGUCGCAGAACGAGAAAUUAUUUUCUAAAUGGUCCUCAGCAUUUGAUUCAGCAAGACACAAGCUUCUUGCUAUAAGAAGGAAACGAGAAAGAGAACCAAAAGUUUCGGUUAACCACCGUUUGAUCGACGGAAAGAUUGAAGCUUACGAAAUGCCUCUCGACCCUCACGGACUGGUACAAGCAAAAUUAACUGCUAUUAUGGAUAAUUGGAGUGUUCGGUUGCGAGUUAUUAUUGAAUUAGAUGUUAUUGUGGAUACAAGAAGUGUAUGUCGUCCUGAUAUUUGUGUUCGACCAUUGAAUCGCCAUCAACCUCAAUCCUCACGAGCAGUCAAUUCAUCAGGAAAUCCAUAUUCUACUCUGGUGGUUGAGAUUGGCAAUACUGAAAGUCUAAACAGUUUACACGAAUUGACAGCAAAAUAUUUUUCUCAACGGACUACUAUCCAAAUUUAUUUAGCCAUCAAGUUGUACCCAACUCGCCAGGAUGAAUAUCAAAUUGAUAUACCUACUGUACUACUUUUUAACGAUGUUCCUGGCGGUGUUCCCGGUGGUGUACCCAAUAACUAUAUUAUAGAUCUAUGGAGAUUGCAAGAUGCAAUUCUGACAAUUUAA
Ambispora gerdemannii is the source of this 609-nucleotide messenger RNA. The record is from the annotation of a GenBank genome assembly. Lineage: Eukaryota; Fungi; Glomeromycota; Glomeromycetes; Archaeosporales; Ambisporaceae.